UAGCCAAAAGCUUUAUACAGACACGAUUAUGUGUAAUUAAAGCAUUAUAAUUUAUAAUAUAAUAAAAAGUUAGUACAUAUUAAGUUAAUUACUAGGGUGGCCGUCUCAUACAGCGUCCUAGCGCGGAGUUUGUGGAUCUACCGUGAGCGAGUCAGUCAGGCAGCGCUUAGGAAAGCUGAUCUGCAGCGGCUGAGCCGUGACAUAAACAGCGGAAGUCCAGGUUCAGACUCUGGGAGCUGCACUACAUGUCGGACCUGUGAUGAUAUUUCAAUGUUUGUACAAAGUACUGUUAUCCCUGGCUGUGUAAAAUGUACCUCUAAAUAUGCUAGGAUGUUUAAAAAUGUGUUCGGCUCAGGAUUUCUCGUCAGAACCGCUCAUGUUUUCCUAACAUGGGUUAUAACGCUCAUUCUCUUCCUGCACGACACAGAUCUCCGUAGAGAGGAAGAGGCAGGUCGACUCACGCUGCCCGUACUCUUCGUGCUCCUCGUGCUGCUUUCUGUGCUGCUCUACUUCGCUGUGUCACUAAUGGAUCCCGGGUUCGUGCUGGCUGAUGACUGCGACCUCCAGUUCACUCUCGGCCUCACCGAGGAGCAACAGGACAUGAUUCCACAAUCCAAACCGUUCCGUCAGCGCCGCUGUGGUCAUUGCCUCUUACAGCAACCGAUGAGAUCCAAACACUGCCAGACGUGUCAGCACUGCGUGCGUCGCUAUGAUCAUCACUGCCCGUGGAUCGAGAACUGCGUAGGGGAGAGGAACCAUCGCUGGUUUGUGCUUUACUUGGCUGUGCAGUUCGUCGUGCUGCUCUGGGGGCUACACAUGGCCUGGUCGGGCUUCAGCGACGCUGCGACGUGGCAGGUGUGGCUGAAAUCGAACAGCGUGCUGCUGGUGACCUGCGCGGUGGUGGCGCUGCUGGCGCUGACCGUGCUGCUCCUGCUGGGCUCCCACCUUUACCUGGUGUCUUUGAACACCACCACCUGGGAGUUCAUGUCCCGUCACCGCAUCUCCUACCUCAAACACUGCGGCAUCGACGAGAAUCCCUUCGACCGCGGUACCUUGCGCAACCUCUGGAGCUUCUUCUGCGUGUGGAGCACGGUGGUGUGGGAGCAAGUCUACUUCAGGCAAGGCUGCGAUCCCGCUUAAAGCACAAUUAAGAUCAAGAUCCCCCCCCCCCCGAUCAAGCGACCUGCACAUUGUACAGUAACACUAUAGAGAAUUACAGAACAAUAGAAAAGUCUAUUUCUUGGUUAGAAGUACAGCUCUAAAUACACUCCUUUUAUUUCCUCCUGGUCUGUAGUGAUUCUUCUUAAAUGCAUGGACAUAACUGUAGUUGGAACCAUGUAGAACCUCAUUUCCAGCAAAUCUGAUUUAAUCAAGAGAUUUGGAUGGCUAUGGAAAUGUUAUCAGUGCCCUGCAGCUGCAUUUUUUAAAAAACGUAAUCUUUAAAGCGGAGAAUGGUUUAGCGGCGUCACAGAUCUAUUAAUUUUUUCGCUACAAUAUUAACCGCUCGUUUACGAUAACGAUCGGGAUAGAAAGAUUAAACUAAUUUUAUUACUCACUUAACUUACAAAUCUUCACAAGAAUACCUCGUGUCGUGUUUUACUAUGGCACAAAGAAACAUCUGGCUAAUAAAGCUAAGGAGCACAAAUAUCGCUUAACAUGAUGAUAGAGACAGGGUAAGUGACUGGUGUGGAAUUUUUACAGCAGCAUCAGUGUUUCUUAAUCCUAGUCCUGGACGACUCCCUGUUCUGCACAGUUCAUAUCUAUAGGAUGUUAAUUAGCGAUUUAAAUAAUUAGGUGAAAAAAAAAACGUAAGGCAGGAAGUCCUGCAGGAGCAGGGUUGGAAAAAUAACUCUAUAAUUUUUAGACUCUUCAGUGUGGAAAGUUUAAUUAAAGCAUACUAAUAUAUACAUAUAGCCCUCUAUUAAUAAAAAUGUUUUAGUUUAAAAAGCACUUAUUGCGUAAAGCACUUAUUAAAUGAACAAAGUAGUUCACACAUACACUGCAUAUUUUCUAUCAGGUUAUUCGGUGCAGGUUUGAAUAGUUUUAUCAGGCAGGUGUGUUGAAUGUUGUAUUAAGGCACAAAUUUUCCCCUGAUCAUAAAUAUAGUUCAAUAGGAAAGGUGCAGAAAGCAUCUCUUGAUUCUGAUUGGUCAGAUGAGACAGUGUGGAUUCCUGUUCACACCACUUCAUGCACUUGUUCUAGCUCGUUUCUAUAGUAACAACAGUUUACCCUGUAUAUCAGAUGCACUAUGUAAACGUGUUGAUAUGGUGAAUUUUUCUUCUGUGAGUAGACGUCUAUUUAGCAUAUUUGAACAAAGUCUGCAGGUCAGCGUUUUCAUAACAGUAAAGCUACAACAUUUCCGACAUGGAUUUCCAGUUAUAAGCUGUCAGAUCGGCUUAGUCAAGGUAGUGAGGAAACGAUUCUUUUCUGUUAAUCGCAGCUGGAAAUAAAAUACAUUUAAAAACUAGAUAUAAUUGUACCAUCAAAAUUCACAGACUUUUAGGAUUCAGUUAAAAUCUUGUCAGUUCUUUAAUAACUCAUAAAAGCUCUUUAAAUCAUCCAGGAAUACCAAGACUCCUUCAACUUAUUCCUGCAUUGCUCUGGGUGAACUUGUAGCCCGGUGCAAACCUCAGAGCCUUUGAGACAACGUUACUUUAAGAUCCUUUUGUUUGGCAAUUUUUGUGUCAUUGGUUUGUUUUUAUAAACAUGUUGCAAUUUCUGUUGUUCCGAAUUUAAGAAAUUGACAAUCAGAUAUGGUUUUUAAUUUUGGCUGUAAGAAUGUUUAACAAUACCACAAAACUUGAUAAAAAUCCGACUAGCAAUCACACAGGGUCUGUAUAUAAAAAUACUACAAAACAAACCUGUUAAUUAUUUUUGUAUAAAUACAGCCUGUUUUUUUUCAUACUACCUAUGAAUAAGCAAUUUAAAAAGAGAGAGCAUGUAUAAGUUUUUGACUGUUUUCAGUUUUUAACCUGUUUUGUUACGAUGUUUUUUGAACCGUUGCAAUACGUUCAGUACUGUCGCUCCUUUACAGAUCAAACCAUUAGAAUGUCUUCUGUGCAAUAGAGAGCUAUUUUAAAAGCUUAAAAGGAACAAGCAAUAACUUUCAUAAUAAUUUUAUUCUCCUUUUAAAGUCACUUCCAACAAAUUUGCACUUGACUGUUUCGGUAUUCGUGCUGAAUUCCAAUAGACUUGUAUCAUCAUGGCUUUGAUUAAAAGUUGCUUAUGCAAGGUUUUUUUGUGACAUGCAAUGAUGUACUGAGUCGCAGUGGCAGUAUUCAAUAAACUGAACAAAUCUA
Messenger RNA from Clarias gariepinus (North African catfish), 3299 nucleotides. It is a transcript of the gene zdhhc12b, whose product is annotated as zinc finger DHHC-type palmitoyltransferase 12b. Gene Ontology annotation, cellular component: Golgi apparatus; endoplasmic reticulum. Gene Ontology annotation, biological process: peptidyl-L-cysteine S-palmitoylation; protein targeting to membrane. The record is from RefSeq and is a predicted model, not a curated record. Gene Ontology annotation, molecular function: protein-cysteine S-palmitoyltransferase activity. The transcript is spliced from 5 exons. The coding region runs from base 271 to 1140 and encodes 289 amino acids. NCBI's taxonomy places the organism in Eukaryota, Metazoa, Chordata, Actinopteri, Siluriformes, Clariidae.